Molecule: messenger RNA, 2144 nt
Organism: Octodon degus (degu)
Lineage: Eukaryota; Metazoa; Chordata; Mammalia; Rodentia; Octodontidae
Gene: Mycn
Product: MYCN proto-oncogene, bHLH transcription factor
Exons: 3
Coding region: 143-1393 (416 amino acids)
Biological process (GO): regulation of transcription by RNA polymerase II
Molecular function (GO): DNA-binding transcription factor activity, RNA polymerase II-specific; RNA polymerase II cis-regulatory region sequence-specific DNA binding; protein dimerization activity
Source: RefSeq, a predicted model, not a curated record
CGGAGCCAAGCGGGUGCAGGGCGCGCGCAGCGCACGGACCGCGGCCCGGGAGACCCCGGGAGGCCUGGGAGGUCUGGGGAGAGACGGAGCCCGCGGGUGCAGUGGGUGCCUCUGGCCACCGCCCGGCCCCGUCCCGCACGACAUGCCGGGCAUGAUCCGCAAGAACCCGGACCUCGAGUUCGACUCGCUGCAACCCUGCUUCCUCCCAGACGAGGAUGACUUCUACUUCGGUGGCCCCGACUCCACGCCGCCGGGAGAGGACAUCUGGAAGAAGUUCCAGCUGCUGCCCACGCCUCCGCUGUCGCCGAGCCGGGCGUUCCCGGAGCCCGCGGACUGGGCCACCGAGAUGCUGCUGUGCGAGCCUGACUUGUGGGGCGACCCGGCCGAGGAGGAGGCGUUUGGUCUGGGGGAACUGAGCCGCCUCACCCCGAACCCCGUCAUCCUGCAGGAUUGUAUGUGGAGCGGCUUUUCGGCGCGCGAGAAGCUGGAGCGCGCGGUGAGCGAGAAGCUGCAGCUGGGCCGCGCGCUCCCGGCUCUUGCGCCCCCCACCUCGGGACCCCCGGGAGUGCGGCCUGGAGGCGCCGCCGACUGCGUGGACCCCGCCGCGGUCUUCCCAUUCCGGCCGACUCCCCGCGAACCCGUGCCCACCGCCCCGGCCGGAAUCCCGGCGCCAGGCGCAGCCCCGGUGGUCACCGAUGUCCCUGCAGUGGCUGCAGCCGCAGGGGCCGCCUCACCACGCUCUGAUGACCGUUCAGACAGCACCGUGGCGCCGAGCACCUCCGGCGAGGACACGCUGAGCGACUCGGAUGACGAGGAUGAGGAAGAAGAAGAGGAGGAGGAGAUCGAUGUUGUCACCGUGGAGAAGCGGCGCUGCUCCUCUGGAGGCAAGGCGGUUACCACCUUCACCAUCACCGUGCGCCCAAAGGGCUCGGGCCGCCCGGGCCUCAGUGAGCUGCCCCUCAAACGCUGCGCCCCCGUCCACCAGCAGCACAACUAUGCGGCGCCCUCACCGUUUGAGGAGAGCGAGGAACCGCGGCAGAAGAGACCCAAGGGCGAGGUGGUGCUGCGGCCCCUCAAGGGUGCAGCCCCUGCCAAGCCCAAGAACUCAAGCCCGCGGCACUCAGACUCGGAGGAUAGUGAGCGCCGGCGCAACCACAACAUCCUGGAGCGGCAGCGCCGCAACGACUUGCGCUCCAGCUUCCUGACACUCAGGGACCACGUGCCCGAACUGGUGCGCAACGACAAGGCUGCCAAGGUGGUCAUUCUGAAGAAGGCCGCAGAGUACGUGCGGGCCCUGCAGGCCGCAGAGCAGCAGCUGCUGCUGGAGAAGGAGGCCUUGCAGGCCCGGCGGCGGCAGCUGCUCCAAAGCGUGGAGCUCGCCAGGACUUGCUAGGCAUCCCUCAACAUGCGGGACGGCGGAUGCACGCUCACUGCCACGUUUUGCACAUUUGGAUUCUUAUUUUUAAACAUGUGUUGACAUUAAGAAUGUUAGUUUACUUUCUCCAAUUGGCCUCCUUUCGUGUUUGGAUCUGGGUGGGGGCAGGACCUGUGGGGUUCUACGGGAUGUCUAGGAGCUCUCCCUGGGUGGCUUUGGGUCUCUGCUGUCCACCCCAUGGCAGCUGUGAUAUCAUGACCGAUGGAGCCGUGGUCUGGGACCACCGUCACCGUGGUUCCUCUCCUUUUUACAAUGGUGCUUAAACUCCAGCGGCGUGCGCCUGGGACGUCCGUGUAAAUACUGUGGACACCGCCUUGUCCUGGCGGGGAGGUGGCCGUGGCCCAGCUCUCGAGAGUGCUGUAAUGAUACCUCAAUGUUUGAGGGGCAUGGUUUGUAUACGAAUCUGUUGUUAAUCCCGGUUCUGUACUGUACUAAUUCCUACACUGCCUGUAUACUUUAGGAUGACGCUGAUAUAUAACUACAUUUGAUACUUAUAUUUUCGUAUGAAAAUGAGUUGUGAAAGUUUUGAGUAGAUAUUACUUUAUCACUUUUUGAACUAAGAAAAUUUUGUAAAGAAAUUUACUAUAUAUAUGCCUUUUUCCUAGCCUGUUUUUGUUUUUCCCCCCGUUAAUGUAUUUGUUCAUGUUUGGUGCAUAGAACUGGGAAAUGCAAAGUUCUGUGUUGAAUUUCUUCAAAAUGUAUAUAUUUA